Molecule: messenger RNA, 929 nt
Organism: Heterocephalus glaber (naked mole-rat)
Lineage: Eukaryota; Metazoa; Chordata; Mammalia; Rodentia; Bathyergidae
Product: tumor protein D52
Biological process (GO): B cell differentiation
Cellular component (GO): cytoplasm
Source: RefSeq, a predicted model, not a curated record
AUGGAGCAGGAGCAGAUUGGACAUAGACCCCCUGAGAAAUUUAAGUUUGGCUGGGAGAGAAGUGGGGGCUUUGCCCUCUGUGUUGAGAAACCAAUCAGGAUUAAUCACAGAGACACAGACUCAUAUGAAGACUACCAGUUGCCAUUCGAUUUCCAUGCAGGAGUGAACAAAAACUACCCCUACCUGUCCCCUAGUGGGAAUUCGUCUCCACCUGGAUCACCUACUGAGAAACUUGGUUUGCUGAGGACAGACCCAGUACCUGAGGAAGGAGAAGAUGCUACAGCCGUGCUCAGCACCACCAAGACACUCUCAGAAGAGGAGCAGGAUGAGCUGAGAAGAGAGCUGGCAAAGGUGGAAGAAGAAAUCCAAACUCUGUCUCAAGUGUUAGCAGCAAAAGAGAAGCAUCUAGCAGAGAUCAAGUGGAAACUUGGGAUUGGUUCACUACAGGAGCUAAAGCAGAACAUUCCCAAAGGGUGGCAGGGUGUGACAGCCACAUCUGCAUACAGGAAGACCUCCGAAACCUUAUCUCAGGCCAGACAGAAGGCUUCAGUGGCCUUUUCAUCUGUUGGCUCUGUUAUCACCAAAAAGCUGGAAGACAUAAAAAAUUUCCCAACUUUCAAGUCAUUUGAAGAAAAGGUCGAAAACUUAAAGUCUAAAGUAGGGGGAGCCAAGCCUGCUGGUGGUGAUUUUGGAGAAGUCUUGAAUUCAACUGCAAAUGCUAAUGCCACUGCCACAGAGCCACCUCCAGAACAGACACAGGAGAGCCUGUGAGAUUGCUACUUUUGUUCCACUACCCAAGGCAGAUAUUGCAAACAAGAUCCAAGCACAUCUUGUCAACAGUCAUUGCUAUGGAUUUCUAACAGAUAUGCUUUUAUUUAGCUUUACAUACUUCUUUGACCAAUUAAUUCAUGAGUUAAAAUGAAAAUAUC